Cotesia glomerata is the source of this 1163-nucleotide messenger RNA. Its product is annotated as pyridoxal phosphate phosphatase PHOSPHO2-like. The record is from RefSeq and is a predicted model, not a curated record. Lineage: Eukaryota; Metazoa; Arthropoda; Insecta; Hymenoptera; Braconidae. Gene Ontology annotation, molecular function: phosphatase activity. The transcript has 4 exons. The coding region runs from base 341 to 1108 and encodes 255 amino acids.
UUUCAAUAACACUGUCUUAUAAAUAGUGACAAUUAUUGUAGAUAUGCGUAGUACAGGCGUAAAAGGUUAUAUAGCCGGCAUUUAUAAUAAGAGCAUACAAAACUACUUUAUUUGCUGUAUUUAGAAACUAUACUAAUUUAUUACUUAGUACAGCAACUUUAUAGUAUAGAAAUUAGUUGAAAUUUCUACUACAGAUUAAUUAACAAAGGAAUUUUAAAAGCCAAAAUUGCCACGUAUCAACAGGAAAUUUGUUCUUGAAAAAAAUAAGUUGGAAAAAAGUUAUUAAGAUAAAAUAGAAAUUCAUGGUGUGAGUAGCUGUAGAAGAUAGUAUAUAAAUUUUAUGAAAAAAAAAUUUAUCAAUAUUUUGGUUCGACAAUACAAGAUGGCAAAACCUAUUUUAAUGAGUUUUGAUUUUGAUCAUACAAUCAUUGAUAAAAACAGUGAUAUUGUUAUUCGUGAUUUACUUCCUAAAGAAUGCACAGAGACCGUGAAAAAAUUGUAUAAAUCUUGCGAUAGCUGGACAAUUUUCAUGAGAAAUAUUUUCGAAUUGUUACAUAGCAAUAAAAUAACUCAAAAAGAAAUAAAUGAUGUCAUAAAUUGUAUUCCUUCUGUGCAAGGAUUUGAAGAACUUUUAAAAAAUUUGCAUUCCAAUAAUUGUGAAGUAAUUAUUGUUAGUGAUUCAAACUCUGUAUUUAUAGAGAACUGGUUAAGUUAUAAACAAUUGAAUUAUACUGUUAACGAAAUAUUCACAAAUCCUGCUUGGUUCGAUGACAAGGACUUGUUAAAUAUUGAACCCUACCACGAGCAAAAUUGGUGUACGCUCAGUGAGAAAAAUUUAUGCAAGGGAUUUAUAUUAGAGGAAUACAUUAAAAAACGAAAAGAACAUGGAGUAACUUUUGAAAGAAUUGCAUAUGCUGGAGAUGGCAAAAAUGAUUUAUGUCCGAUGUUAAGAUUAUCUGACAAAGAUUUUGCAUUUCCUAGACAAGACUAUCCAAUUAUAAAAUUAUUGAAUGAACCAGAUACAAAAAAUAAAGUCAAAGCCAAAGUUAUUCCGUGGAAAACUGGUUCAGAUAUUUGGAAUGUACUUCAUCCUAAAAUUAAUCCUUAAGCCUGCAAUUGUUUUCAAGAAUAUUAAAUAUAGUAAAUAAUUAAAAUAAAAUCGA